Ailuropoda melanoleuca (giant panda) is the source of this 870-nucleotide messenger RNA. RefSeq names its product olfactory receptor 11H6-like. The record is from RefSeq and is a predicted model, not a curated record. Gene Ontology annotation, molecular function: G protein-coupled receptor activity; olfactory receptor activity. Gene Ontology annotation, cellular component: membrane. Lineage: Eukaryota; Metazoa; Chordata; Mammalia; Carnivora; Ursidae. Gene Ontology annotation, biological process: G protein-coupled receptor signaling pathway.
AUGCACAACACUUUCUUCUCAUUCAUCCUGGUGUUUUAUCUCGUCACCCUGCUGGGGAAUGGGGAUAUUGUCUGUGUAGUGAAAUGGGACAAGCGGCUUCACACACCCAUGUACAUCUUCUUGGGAAAAUUUGCCUUCCUAGAGAUCUGGUACGUUUCUUCUACUGUCCCAAACAUGCUGGUCAACAUCCUCUCUGAGACCAAGACCAUCUCCUUCACUGGAUGCUUCCUCCAAUUCUAUUUCUUUUUUUCACUGGGUACAACAGAAUGUUUCUUCUUAUCGGUCAUGGCUUAUGAGCGAUACCUCACCAUCUGUUGCCCACAUUACCCCUCCAUCAUGACUGGGAAGCUCUGUGUGGUCCUGGUCUGUGUUUGCUGGGUGAGUGGAUUUCUCUGCUAUACAGUCCCCAUUGUCCUCAUCUCCCAACUUCCCUUCUGUGGACCCAACAUCAUUGACCACCUUGUGUGUGACCCAGGCCCAUUGUUCGCACUGGUCUGCAUCCCUGCUCCUUCCACUGAGCUUAUACGCUACACCUUCAACUCAUUGAUUAUCUUUGGGCCCUUCCUUUCCAUCCUGGGAUCUUACACUCUGGUACUCAGAGCUGUGCUUCGUGUUCCUUCUGGUGCUGGUCAAACGAAAGCUUUCUCCACAUGUGGGUCCCACUUAAUGGUGGUGUCUCUAUUCUAUGGAACCCUUAUGGUGAUGUAUGUGAGCCCAACAUCAGGGAAUCCAACAGGAAUGCAGAAGAUCAUCACUUUGGUAUACUCAGCAGUGACUCCACUCUUAAAUCCCCUUAUCUAUAGUCUCCAAAACAAAGACAUGAAAGAUGCCCUAAAGAAAGCCCUAGGAUUAAGAACUAACCCAAACUGA